AAGACAAGAGCGUGGCCUCUAAAAUUAACCAAACACCCUCUGUCAAAAAAAAUAAAAUAAAGCCUGAAACUUUCUUCUCCAUCCCCAUUUCUAUCUGCGCAUGUCUCUCUCUCUCUCUGUCCUCUUCUCUCAUCUCCAUAAAAACCAAAAAAUCUCACUCUCUCCGUCUCUCGUACCCUAAAGUUUCAACCUUUACCUCUCUAUAACAAACCCAAACAAUAAAGCUUCAACCUUUAACCUUCGAUUCCCGCUCUUUCAACUCGCAUAAAAAAAACAAAAAAGCUUCCAUUUUUUCUCCGGUUAUGCCGACGUCUGACUCCGGUGACUCACGGCGGAUAGUUAUGAAGCCUCACGGUGUAGCAGUUCCGAACACUGAGCAGCAAGAGCAGCUUCCUUGUCCUCGUUGUGACUCAAACAACACCAAGUUCUGUUACUACAACAACUACAACUUCUCUCAGCCUCGUCACUUCUGCAAAGGCUGUCGUCGUUACUGGACUCACGGUGGUACUCUCCGUGACAUUCCCAUCGGCGGUGGUACUCGCAAAGGCGCUAAACGCUCCCGUACUUGCUCCUCCUCCAACUCAGCCUCCUCUGUUUCUGCCGUUAACUCUGUCGUCUCUUCCGCUAACGGCGUUCGUUGCGUUACGCCUGUUCUCUUCCCUCAGUCGUCUAUCUCUAACGGCUGUACUCACAGCGUUGAAAGUGACGCAAAGGGGAGUGCUUUGUCUCUCUGCGGGAGUUUCACCUCUCUGUUGAACCCUAACGCUGCUGCGACGGCCACAAACGGAUCCGGUUCGGUUAUUGGACUCGGCGGAUUCGGAAUCGGACUCGGUUCGGGUUUUGAUGAAGUCAGCUUUGGGCUUGGAAGAGCGAUGUGGCCGUUUUCAACUGUGGGUGAUGCUGGGACGACGAAUGUAGGGAGUAACGGUGGUCAUCACGCUGUUCCGAUGCCAGCCACGUGGCAGUUCGAGGGCUUAGAGAGCAACGUCGGCGGUGGGUUUGUCUCUGGUGAGUACUUUGCUUGGCCGGAUCUCUCCAUCACGACACCAGGGAACUCACUCAAAUGAGAUGACUUUACAUCAAAGCUUUUGUCUUUGCUAGAGGGUUUCAGUUUCUUUGCCUUUUUUUUUUUUAGUCUCUCUGUUUGGGGUUUCUGUUCUUUGAUCUCUUAGUGUGUCUUUGUCAUUUUAGUACUUGUGUUCGGAAACUAGAAAACAGAGAAAGUUUGUGUUUUUUUUACUCUAUGAUCUUUCGAUUGUUACUUUCUCCUCUGUUUCACAAGUGAUUUCGAAUUGAAAUGACAAUACUUCGUUAUAACAAC
Messenger RNA from Camelina sativa (false flax), 1321 nucleotides. RefSeq names its product dof zinc finger protein DOF3.4. Lineage: Eukaryota; Viridiplantae; Streptophyta; Magnoliopsida; Brassicales; Brassicaceae. The record is from RefSeq and is a predicted model, not a curated record. Gene Ontology annotation, molecular function: DNA-binding transcription factor activity; DNA binding. Gene Ontology annotation, biological process: regulation of DNA-templated transcription.